This is a messenger RNA of Pieris napi, 1504 nucleotides long. RefSeq names its product CD63 antigen-like. The transcript is spliced from 5 exons. Gene Ontology annotation, cellular component: membrane. Bases 24 to 743 code for a protein of 239 amino acids. The record is from RefSeq and is a predicted model, not a curated record. Lineage: Eukaryota; Metazoa; Arthropoda; Insecta; Lepidoptera; Pieridae.
AUAAUAUUUAUAACAAGUACAAAAUGGCUAUCGGAGCUGGGAUGUCGUGUGUAAAAUACCUACUAUUUUCUUUCAACCUGUUAUUUGCGAUAACGGGUAUGAUAAUCCUAAUAGUUGGUGCCAAGGCGGAGAUUAACGCUUAUCCAUAUGUCAACCUGACAGAUGAGAGUUUCUAUACGUCAGCUCCGAUUAUGCUCAUCAUUGUUGGGCUGAUUGUCUUCGUUGUUGCCUUCUUUGGUUGCUGCGGAGCUGUCAAGGAGAACCAUUGUAUGAUUGUCACGUUCUCCAUCUUCCUCUUAAUGAUCUUCAUAGCUGAGUUGGCUGUUGGUACCGCAGCGUACCUGAAGCAUCAGGACUUGGAGACGUCGAUCGUGAAGUCGCUGAAUGAGUCUCUGAAGCAGUACCCGACCAACCCUGAUAUAAAGAAGAACUUUGACAUCAUACAGACAGACCUUCACUGCUGCGGAAUCAACAGCCCUGACGAUUGGACGCUUAACGGUCUGCCAAUCCCGGCGACAUGUUGCGCUGCGCAGGAGUUGCUCGAUGACAAACCAGUCGCCUGUACCAAAGACAGUCCCAAUUUCCAUACCCAGGGCUGCCUCAACAACAUUCUUGUGCACUUGAAGGAUAUCGCUAUGGUGCUUGGUGGUGUUGGUCUGGGUAUCGCUUUCGUACAGCUCCUUGGAGUAAUAUUCGCGUGCAGCCUCGCUCGUUCCAUCCGCAGCCAAUACGAGACCGUUUAAAUUCAUACAAAAUAUUUUCUAGAUGUUGCCCAUACUUGUAGCGUAAGCAUAACAUUUUGUGAUAAGUAAUUCAUUCCCAUAGAUAUUUUUAUUUUUUAUAAUUUAUUUCAAUUUGAAAAUCUUUUUUCUGAAAAAGAUCUGUAAUUGUCGAAUAUUAUUUUUAUUUUUGGUGUUAAAUGCACAAUGAAUAAAUUGUGCUCAGUCAAGACUGAUUUUUCGAAUAGAUGAUGAAUGCCAAAUUUUGUCUCUUGUCUAUAGAUUUAUGCCGAUUUAAAUGACUAUGAACAAAAAACUGUAGAUCAGUUUUCUAUUAUCUAUGUACGCGUCUGAAAUUUUCAAGUAUGUGAUUAUUUACAUUGCUAAUUACUUAUGAACCUUAUUGAUUGGAUAUAAGAUUUAAUUUUUCAUCAAUUAUUGUACAAAAUGGCGGCGUUACUUUAGACGCGUAAAAAAAACAAGCUCUUUAUACCAUUGGACCUUAGUCAAUCUAUAUAAAUUUUAAAAAACGGCAUAAAUCUCGACUUAAUGUUUACAAUCUCAUAAUAUUAUAUAGAAUUUUUAAAACUUUUCUAAACGUUGCUAUUUUAAUAUGACAUUAUAAUAACUAGACAAAAUAGCAACCUUUUCUUAGAUUGGUGCACUAUUUUAGAGUUUUAUGACGAUGCAAGUGUAUUUGAAUGUUUAAAACCGAGAUUAGCAUCGCGUAAAAUGUAUUGGUGUUUAAUAUUUCCUAUAUUUAAUAAACUUCAUAUUAUAAAGUA